Messenger RNA from Drosophila willistoni, 2411 nucleotides. It is a transcript of the gene P5CDh1, whose product is annotated as delta-1-pyrroline-5-carboxylate dehydrogenase, mitochondrial. Lineage: Eukaryota; Metazoa; Arthropoda; Insecta; Diptera; Drosophilidae. Gene Ontology annotation, molecular function: L-glutamate gamma-semialdehyde dehydrogenase (NAD+) activity. Gene Ontology annotation, cellular component: mitochondrial matrix. The record is from RefSeq and is a predicted model, not a curated record. Bases 264 to 1973 code for a protein of 569 amino acids. The transcript is spliced from 8 exons.
GCGCGUUUGACUGUGAACUUUGAAGCGGAUAGCAAAAAAAGAAAGAGAAAAAAAAAUAAGAAAUAUACUUGCACAACAUUUUAGUCAGUCUUUGAUUUUCUGUACUGUUUGUUAAAUCAAUCGAAAUUAAUCAUCAAGAAAAAAGAAGAAGAAGAAGCCAAUACAUUCUAGUUGAGAACCACCUGAAGCCGUUUAUAUAACACAAGAAGGCAAUAAAAACUCGAGCCCCUCCGUGAAAUUCCCCAAAAAAAAGAAACGCAAAGAUGUUGCAACUGCUGCGUCGCUCUUCACUGCCUCAAGGCGUGAUCAAAAACUACGCCCGCGGUUUAGGCUCUGUGAUCCCGGAUAACAAACUGGAAGAUUUCUCGGUUGUUAAUGAACCGAUCUUAGGCUAUGGCAAAUCAUCACCCGAACGUAAAGCCUUGCAGCAGGCUCUGCAGGCAACCGCUGCCCGGUGCGAGGAGGUGCCCAUUGUGAUUGGCGGCAAGGAGUUCAAGACCUCGAAGGUGGUGCAUCAGGUGAUGCCACACAAUCAUCAACACAAGCUGGCACAAUUCUAUUAUGCCGAUGCCAAGCUCAUUAAGCAGGCUAUCAAAACAGCUGUGGAAACUCAACCCAAAUGGGAUCGUGUUCCCCUAUCGGAACGCUUGAAGAUUUGGGAACGUGCUGCCGAUUUGAUGGCCACGAAAUAUCGUCAAGAAUUGAAUGCAGCAACCAUGUUGGGUCAAUCGAAAACGGCAAUACAAGCUGAAAUUGAUUCAGCUGCCGAAUUAAUUGACUUCAUAAGAUUAAAUGCAUAUUUCCUUAAGGAGUGCGCUAAAUACCAACCCAUUAGCGAGGAUAUAAAGGUCACAAAGAAUUCGUUGCGUUAUCGUGGCAUUGAUGGUUUCAUAGCCGCCGUCAGUCCAUUCAACUUUACGGCCAUUGGCGGUAACUUGUCCUAUACUCCGGCCCUCAUGGGCAACGCUGUGUUGUGGAAACCUUCGGACACAGCCCUGCUAUCCAAUUGGCGUAUAUUCAAUAUUAUGCGUGAGGCAGGUGUGCCCGAUGGUGUGGUGAACUUUGUGCCAGCCGAUGGCCCAGUCUUUGGUGAUACGAUUACAGCCAGCCCCCACUUGGCUGGCAUUAAUUUCACCGGUUCAGUGCCGACCUUUAAUCGCCUGUGGAAACAGGUGGGCAAUAAUAUUGACAAUUAUGUCAAUUUCCCACGUUUGAUUGGUGAAUGUGGUGGUAAGAAUUUCCACUUUGUACAUAAAUCGGCGGAUGUGGAAUCGGUUAUAACAUCGACAAUACGUUCAGCAUUUGAGUAUUGUGGCCAAAAAUGUUCGGCCUGUUCGCGUAUGUAUGUCCCAGAAUCUUUGUGGCCAGAGAUCAAAGCUGGCUUGCAACGUGAGGCUGCUAAACUGAAAAUCGGUGAUGUUCAGGAUUUCAGUAGCUUCACAUCGGCUGUCAUUGAUGAUAAAGCAUUUAAACGCAUUACCGGCUAUAUUGAGCAUGCCAAAAAUUCACCAAAUCUAGAAAUAAUCGCUGGUGGUACAUAUUCCGAUAGUAAAGGUUACUAUAUCAAUCCAACCAUUGUAGAAACUAAAGAUCCCAAGGAUCGCAUUAUGACUGAAGAGAUCUUUGGCCCCGUUUUAACUGUCUAUCCCUAUAAGGAGGCAGAUUUAUCAAAGACCAUGAAUCUGGUGCAUACAUCCACAAAGUUUGCAUUGACCGGAGCAGUAUUUGGGCAGGAUGAGGAAUUUAUUAAUUGUGCUCUGGAGGAGUUUAAAAUGGCUGCCGGCAAUUUCUAUAUCAAUGAUAAAUCAACUGGUUCUGUGGUCGGACAACAGCCAUUUGGCGGUGGUCGCAUGUCUGGCACUAACGAUAAGGCAGGCGGUCCCCAUUAUAUCCUACGUUGGUCUUCACCACAAUCGAUUAAAGAGACAUUUGUGCCCCUGCGUGAUGUCAACUAUCCCUAUAUGAGCGAGUAAAUCCUUACAAAAUAACAAAAGGAUACUGAAAGGGAAUGCAUCAGAGAGGGAGAGAGAGAGAAUGAGGCAGAAAGAGACAAAGAAGAACUACAAAAUAAUGAAGGAAAAGAAAAAAAACCAACAGGAAUCUCAUAUAACUAACUAACUAACUCUUAUAUAUGGAUUAUAUAUAUAUCUUUAUAUAUAUCAAUGUAUAUGUAUAUGUAUUUUGUUGAACUAUUUUUAAACUAAACACAAACACGCCCACUUGUCGUCGUCGUUGUCCCCACCCCGUUUUCCCCUUGCCCACCCACCCCGUCCCUUCUCUAGUUAAAUGUUGUAAAACAAACCUCGAAAGAAAAACAAACAAAUGCCACGAAUAAUGUUGUAAAUUGAUAUGCUGAUUUCACCCUGAACAACAUGAAUAAAUACAACUCGAAUACUAUAAUAACAUAAUAA